Messenger RNA from Brassica oleracea var. oleracea, 1308 nucleotides. Its product is annotated as syntaxin-132-like. Gene Ontology annotation, molecular function: SNARE binding; SNAP receptor activity. The coding region runs from base 175 to 1086 and encodes 303 amino acids. The transcript has 13 exons. NCBI's taxonomy places the organism in Eukaryota, Viridiplantae, Streptophyta, Magnoliopsida, Brassicales, Brassicaceae. Gene Ontology annotation, biological process: exocytosis; vesicle fusion; intracellular protein transport. Gene Ontology annotation, cellular component: endomembrane system; plasma membrane; SNARE complex. The record is from RefSeq and is a predicted model, not a curated record.
AAAGGAAAUUAAAAUCCCUAAGAUUAUUACAUUACUUACUACUAAUCUCCUCACAUUGAGCCAGAUCCGUCUCUCCUCUCUCGAUUAUUGUCUCACUAAGUCCCUCGAAGAUCGCCUUAGCAUAAUCGAAGUCGUGUUCUCCUUCGUUCUUGGUGUAAACCUUAAACCAACACGAUGAACGAUCUUCUUAAGGGUUCGUUUGAGCUUCCACGGGGUGAAUCUUCUAGACAAAGUGAUGUCGAGCUAGGUGAGCAAGGAGGUGAUCAAGGCUUAGAAGAGUUCUUCAAAAAGGUUCAAGACAUUGACAAACAAUAUGAAAAGCUUAAUAAGCUUCUCAAGAAACUUCAGGCUGCACAUGAGGAGUCCAAGGCUGUGACCAAAGCUCCUGCCAUGAAGGCGAUAAAGAAGAAAAUGGAAAAGGACGUUGAUGAAGUCGGAAGUAUAGCUCGUUUCAUAAAAGGGAAACUCGAGGAGCUAGACAGAGAGAACUUGGCAAAUAGACAAAAACCUGGGUGUGGGAAAGGAUCUGGUGUGGAUCGAUCAAGAACAGCGACCACACUUUCCUUAAAGAAGAAGUUUAAAGACAAGAUGGCUGAGUUUCAGGUUCUAAGAGAGAACAUCCAACAAGAGUAUCGAGAGGUUGUUGACAGGCGUAUUUUUACAGUAACUGGACAGCGAGCGGAUGAAGAUACAAUUGAUGAGUUGAUUGAAACUGGAAACAGCGAACAGAUCUUCCAGAAAGCGAUUCAGGAGCAAGGAAGAGGACAGGUAAUGGACACCUUGGCGGAGAUUCAAGAACGUCAUGACGCUGUCCGAGACUUGGAAAAGAAACUUCUCGACUUACAACAAAUAUUCAUGGACAUGGCAGUUUUGGUUGAUGCGCAAGGAGAAAUGCUUGACAACAUAGAAUCUCAGGUGUCAAAUGCGGUAGAUCACGUGCAAUCAGGGAACACUGCUCUUGUAAGAGCGAAGAGCUUACAGAAGAGCUCAAGAAAGUGGAUGUGUAUCGCAAUCAUCAUCCUGCUCAUUGUUGUGGCAGUGAUCGUUGUUGGCGUUCUCAAGCCUUGGCAAAACAAGAACGCUUAAGAGGAAUACAAAGACUGUGAACGCUUAAGAGGAAUACAAAGACUGUGUUAACAACAAGAAAAAAACAUCAUUACGUACGGCUUUUUAUUGAAUGAGUGUUUAUGAUGUGUGUGAAAGAUUGUGUGUUUUUACCAAGAUAUGAGAAAAUGUGAAAUUCUAUAUUCUUUUUGUAAUUGGAACAAACAAAACCAAUUAACUCUAUUACUUGUGCAAUUUCAUGAA